Molecule: messenger RNA, 1762 nt
Organism: Clarias gariepinus (North African catfish)
Lineage: Eukaryota; Metazoa; Chordata; Actinopteri; Siluriformes; Clariidae
Product: coiled-coil domain-containing protein 17-like
Exons: 13
Coding region: 1-1698 (565 amino acids)
Source: RefSeq, a predicted model, not a curated record
AUGGAUCCAUUAAUUUGUACAAAAUGUAAUAUGACUUUCAGGUCCAUGCAUUAUCUGAUGAAACAUAAGGAGAAGUUUUGUAUCGGAGCUGUUUCUCAAUCAGAGAGUCAGAAGAUUAGAGAAAUGAUCAAGAGGCAUCAGCAGCACCAGAGUUUGUCUGAGACUCAGGCUGUUAAGAGCGUGCAGACAUCACAAAAUGACCCUUACAGCAAACCUACAGAUUACUCUGAAAGAUCACAAGAUCAUCACGCUCAUCGAGACCUGGCUGAAGUUGCAGUGCUAUCUGAUGGGCACAAACAACUGGACAUGCAAAGACAAGAGAUUGAGUACAAACUGCAAGAGUUGGACGCUCACCAUGGAAAAGUUGCUGAACUCGAGAGAACGCUGUUAGAACUGAAAGAACACGAGCAGAGAAACACUGCGUCACUGCAGUCGCUAAUGGAUCAUCUACAGCAGAAUGGGCAGAAUACUGACCAGAGAAGUCAUUCAAACCUGCAUGCAGCAAAUACUGAGGAGAGAAUAAUAGAAUACAUUCCUGUCUAUAGCUGUGGAGUGCUUUCUACAGAAAUCAGUACCCUUCACAUCUCCUAUCUCCAGAGUGGAGGAAAGAAUCCUGAAAUCCUGGCUCACCUGCAGCAUUUGUUAGACGCAGCCAUCAAAUUAGAAAUGCAGGCUGAGAAGAUACCUCUGCCCAAGACCAAACGUCAAAGGGACAAAGGAAAAUAUUUGAGCAAAGAACUUGUGUCCACAGAGCUAGAAAAUCAGCACUUGGAAGAGGAAAUCAUGAAACUGGAGUUAAAAAAGAGAAAAUCAAGAGCAACUCAAAACUUUCGACCAGCUGAACAGGAGAUGAGAGCUGCUAAGAUGGACGUUGAACUGUUAAAACAUGAGAUUGAAAUUAAUCAUCUGAGAAAGAAAAUUAUGAGCAGAAAAAUGGCUCCCUCCACACUCACCUUUCCCCCUCUGGAGGCACCCAAAUCACCAGCUUUAACCAGGAACAUCAUGAAAGAACCAGAUGGCUUGUACCCCAGUCCCUAUGAUCCGAUGACAGGUUUUAUGGUAUUUUAUGAUUUCCUCUUGGGUUUGUGCCCAUCGUAUCGAGUCUGUCGGCUGAUGGUGGGGGUAUACAGUGGGGAUGUAUGUCUGGGAAGCCCUUCCAUAUUACCUCCAGUUUACUGUGAUCCUAUCAGCUCUUCUCAGCACAGUGCAGAACAAAAGGCAAUCCUUGCCACCAAGCAAGCAGUGCCAGAGGUCCAGCCUGCUUCAUCAAUCUCUCUAGUGAUCCAGGUGCAGGCAUCAGGAGGUUAUGAUAUCUAUGGACAUGAAGUGACACACUUAGCACCACAAGGCUGGCUGAAGCUCCAAAUCUUUGACUGUCACAAUCGUGUGAUUGCUGGGAGAUGGAAAGUACCCGUUCGUCUGCUUCCAGCCAAACCCUCAUUGACAACGGCAGAAAUCAAUGCUGUUCCACAGCUGAACAAUGCAGAGUUAUAUCUGAGAAUCAUUAACUCAAGAGAUGCUGAGAUUCAGAGCGCUGUUCCAAUCAGCAUCAACAAUGCUGGGCUUUACCAAUACCCUCCUGUGCAAACUUCCUUAGCGAGACACCCUUUGAGCGUCCAGGAGUUUCACGAAGCCAUUAGAUCCUCCCCCGUUCUGAGGGCUCAGCCAAUGCAUGAUCCUUCAGCCAGCACCUUGUAAACACUGCAAGUGACUUCAGAUGAAGAGAAAAAAGGACAUAUUUGACGAUUCAUAAUACAAAUAA